This is a messenger RNA of Cokeromyces recurvatus, 675 nucleotides long. RefSeq lists its product as uncharacterized. Lineage: Eukaryota; Fungi; Mucoromycota; Mucoromycetes; Mucorales; Mucoraceae. The transcript is spliced from 4 exons. The record is from RefSeq and is a predicted model, not a curated record. Gene Ontology annotation, biological process: regulation of signal transduction. The coding region runs from base 56 to 580 and encodes 174 amino acids. Gene Ontology annotation, molecular function: protein phosphatase inhibitor activity.
UUUUUUUUUUCUCUCUCUUUCUCUCUUUUACUUUUUACUAAUAUAUACCUUUAUAAUGAGUCAUUCACCUAAUUUAAAAGCAAAACCAAAGAAGGGGAUUUUAAAAAAGCAUAAGAAUCCUGCUGAACCAACACGCUUGAGAUGGGAUGAGGCAAAUAUUGAACUAACAGAAGCUCAAAAGGAUUCUACAAUGAAAGUUAAUGAACCAAAAACACCUUAUGUUCGUUAUAAUGCUGAAACAGAUCAAGUACUUAACUUAGAAGAUAUUCCAGAUAUUCCAUAUCCAGAAGAAUUUACGUUAGAUGGAGAUGUUGAAUCAGACAAAAGCAGUGUAGCAUCUAACGGAGAAAAAUCACGUAGACGAGUUUCUGUAAGUGAUGAUGAUUGGGAGAUGGAUGGGGAUAAUAAAACAGAAGAAGAAGAGGAAGAAGAGAGAAAACGCCAUGAAGAAUUCCUUCGUAAAAGAGCUAUGCAUUAUCAUAUGGGGGCAGCAUUGCGCCAUGAUAUUAAUGAUGAUGAUGAUGACGUUGAUGGAGAUGUACCAGCAUUACCUAAUCACGAUACUGUUAUGAAGGAUUAAAUUUUUGUAUAAAAAUAUAGUGUAUAUCUCUGUUUUAUAUAUUUAUACUUGAUAUUGAUUUCAUUUUGAUAACAGCAUGUUUUUUUUUGGUUUUA